This is a messenger RNA of Ruditapes philippinarum (Manila clam), 1176 nucleotides long. RefSeq lists its product as uncharacterized. Bases 41 to 871 code for a protein of 276 amino acids. Lineage: Eukaryota; Metazoa; Mollusca; Bivalvia; Venerida; Veneridae. The record is from RefSeq and is a predicted model, not a curated record. The transcript is spliced from 3 exons.
CGGCCAGUAUAGCAUUUAUCCUGUUUCGUGUUAGGAAAAUAUGAGUAGGUCUCUGUUAUUUGCCAGUUUAUUUUGUCUGCUUGUAGCAGACGUUAGAAUUGUCUUGUCGGGUGAGCCUUUGUCAACACGGUCCGUUGAAAACUUUUUGUUUGACAAAAUGAUGGAAAUUAAUAUGAACAUGAAGAAAGUAUUGGAAAGAUUGGAUAAGCUUGAAAGUGAAAAAGAACAACAAAAAAGUGAUAAUUCAAGAUUGAAUACUCCUGGACAACGGGUGCUGCUUGUCUCGGAGCUUGAGCAGGACGGAUGGAAGAUGGUAUUUCGGGCCUCAUCAAGUAAUGGGCAAAAUGUAUAUAAUGCGUGGACCAAAGGGGUUGGUGUUUCCUCAUACAAACCCAAAUCUAUGGCAAGAUCGUACUCGGAUCACUACAGAAACAGAAUUGUCUCAAACUGGGCCAAUAUUGGGGUAAAGUAUGUCAAGUAUGCCUACUAUGAAAACAAUCAAGAAGUUGCUUACGUCAUAUUCAAUGGGGCCGGAAGUAAUAUCAACUCUUGGUUUGAUAAACGACGUGUUAUCUCAUCAAGCUAUACAGAUCUAACUGCAACCAGAAGUUUCAACCUCUUCUCGAUUGCUGGAGAUUACAGACCCAGAUCAGGUGAACGUCGCUUUAUAAUCAACUCACACUAUGGUGGUUGUGCUGUAGACCAAGGUCACAUGGUAAUAUCUGAAGAAGAACGUCCAAAUAACUUAUGCAACUGGGAUAACCAUCCAAAAUAUCCACAAUUCCUUUACUCGAAGAUUAACACAAUCGACUAUUGGAGCAGACGAAUGUUUGGAAGAGCCGACUACAUGGCAAUUUUUAUCAAAUCUUAAUAGAACGUUGAACGAAUGAGACCUGUUUUGGUGAAAUUGUUCACAAACAUUUUCUUUGAUAUCUAUUUUCAAGUUUUAUUAUAUUAACACAAAAAUUACGAAACCGAAAUUGCAAUUCGAAACAGUUUAUCGUAAGUUAGUACUAGUAACUGUAUAUUACAAUGUUCUGACAAGUCAGCAGCGACGACACGAUCAUAUUCAAGCCACUAUGCUAUUGUCUUAAACUUAGCCAAUAUUUGAGUAGCGGACAAAGGUGAAAGCGGUAGAAAUGAAGAAUGCAAUCGGGAAAUAAAUAAUAGCGAUUC